Aspergillus melleus is the source of this 2100-nucleotide messenger RNA. Its product is annotated as protein kinase COQ8. Gene Ontology annotation, cellular component: extrinsic component of mitochondrial inner membrane. Lineage: Eukaryota; Fungi; Ascomycota; Eurotiomycetes; Eurotiales; Aspergillaceae. Gene Ontology annotation, molecular function: kinase activity. The transcript has 3 exons. Gene Ontology annotation, biological process: ubiquinone biosynthetic process. The record is from RefSeq and is a predicted model, not a curated record. The coding region runs from base 1 to 2100 and encodes 699 amino acids.
AUGUCGGGAAAGCGUCUGCUGGACGCCAUCCAGCUCCUCAAUGUCGCCAAGUCCGUCGCAGGGAAGCACCUUGCUGUGCGCCAACGCCAGCUCGAUGUCUUUGCCAGGACGUCCUCGCUCACCAAGGGCAUCAAAGCCCAGGCCGACGGUCUGAUCAUCACCGCGCAGGCGGCCGCCGCGCUGGCGAAGCGAUUCAACGAGCCCGAUCCCUCUGACUUCUCGCCGAAGUCCCAACCCGCCGACGCCCCUCGUCCGCCGUACGAACCAUCAAACGCCGCGGCGUCGCUUUCCCCGGAAGAAGCAAGGAGGUCGCAACGGCAAUCGGAGGCGCAAAUUCCUUCGAAGGCUGCUGGGCAUUCGGUGGCGGAUGGCACAAGCAAGGUGGACAUCAGUGCGCAGCAGGAAACAUUCUACAAACCGUCUCAAGCAUCGACUCCGGAACUGUCCGGCCUUCCUCGAGUCAAGGUGCCCAAGAACGCCAGUGAUACCCAACAAAAUGUCCAGAGUCAGAUCAAUGCCGAUGUGUUUCACUCGUCCGCCGGCCCCGAGAAAUCUACUGCGGAAAAGGAUGAGAUCCCGGAGGAAAUGAUGAGCGAGAUCUUCCACAGUCCAAGAGUGGCUCGGAUGCUUUCCAAGAAACCAGCUGCGGAGGCCAAGAGUCCGGUUGAGACCCGCAUUGUGGAGGACAUCGCCUCGGAUAUACCAGAGACAACGCCGCCAACUGCCGCGGCACCACAAUCACGUGAGACGUAUAAGAUGGUCGAAUCGCGAAUUCCCUCGUCUCGUCUAGGAAGACUUUGGCAAUAUGGUGGACUGGCAACGUCGAUGGCUUUUGGUGCGGUUGGCGAGGGGCUGCGAAGGGUAACUGGUAGCAAGGAGGACAGCACUGGAUCGCUUAUACUCAGCGCAGGAAACAUGGAACGACUGGUGGCCAAGCUCUCUAAGAUGCGCGGGGCUGCGCUUAAACUGGGGCAAAUGAUGAGCUUCCAAGACUCCAAAAUGCUUCCGGAGUCGCUGAACGUGGUCCUCCAACGGGUCCAAGACCGGGCAGAUUACAUGCCUGCUUCUCAACGCGACAAAGUUCUGGCCGACAACCUGGGCCCUAACUGGCGCGAUCUAUACUCGUCAUUCGACGAGAUCCCCAUGGCUGCAGCAUCGAUAGGUCAAGUCCAUGGCGCCGUGCUCAAGAAGACCGGCCAGCGCGUCGCGGUGAAAGUCCAGUACCCCGGCGUCGCGGAUUCCAUUGACUCCGACCUGAACAACCUGUCGCUCCUGCUCACAGCCUCGCGCAUGCUCCCUCGCGGCCUUUACCUAGACAAGACCAUCGCCAACGCUCGCACAGAACUCGCCUGGGAAUGCGACUACAUCCGCGAAGCCGAAUGCGGCAACCGCUUUAGAGACCUCCUCCGGGAUGACCCCGUCUUCGUGGUGCCCGAAAUCAUCCCCGAGGCGUCCGGCCGCCACGUCCUAACCAUGGAGCGUCUGGAGGGCGUCGCCGUCACCAAAAUCCAGGACUUCAGCCAGGAACAGCGCAACUGGAUCGGCACGCAGAUUCUGCGUCUCUGUCUGCGCGAGAUUGCCGAAUUUAAAUACAUGCAGACGGACCCCAACUGGACCAACUUCCUCUACAACGCGCAGACCAACCGCCUCGAGCUUCUCGACUUCGGCGCCUCGCGCGAAUACCCCGACGAAUUCAUCACCCGAUACAUUCAGACUCUGCGCGCCGCGUCCAUCAACGACCGCGAGACCUGCCACCGUCUGUCCAUCGAACUGGGCUACCUCACCGGCCACGAGUCCAAGGCCAUGGUCGACGCCCACGUCACCUCCAUCCUCACCCUCGCUGAACCCUUCAUGGACUCCUCCCCCGACGUGUACAACUUCAGCAACCAGACCAUCACGGACCGCGUGCGCGGCCUGAUCCCCGUUAUGAUCCAUGAGCGACUGGCCCCUCCCCCUGAGGAGACGUAUAGUCUGCAUCGCAAGCUGAGCGGCGCGUUCCUGCUAUGCGCGCGGCUGGGAAGUCAAGUGCGCUGUAAGGAUCUGUUUGCUGACGCGAUGAAGAAAGCCGAUGCGUCCGGUCUCGGCGCUGGAUCUCAAUGA